Oldenlandia corymbosa var. corymbosa is the source of this 375-nucleotide messenger RNA. Lineage: Eukaryota; Viridiplantae; Streptophyta; Magnoliopsida; Gentianales; Rubiaceae. The record is from the annotation of a GenBank genome assembly.
AUGGAUAAUUUGAGCAUAAGUGCUGGAUUUAAAAAGUUUCUUAACCCCAUUGUACCAAGCGCUAGUGCGAAGAGUGAAUCUAGGAAAGUAAGCAAGGAUAUCGGUGCAAAUUGCCCUAAGGUUAUCAACAUAUCCGAUCCAUAUACCAGCCGUGAAAACAGAGUGCCAAAGAGAAGAGCAGAGAAGAGUACGGACAUGGACUUAAGAAAGAUGACAACCGGUGUCUGUCCAUGUUUAAAGAGCUACUUGAACUUCAAUGUCAAGUCAGUGCCUCCUCAGAGGGGAAUAAUGGCAUCAGCUGCAAAAGCAAAUGAGAGAAAUGCAAAAACACGGGAACGACGAUUAGUUGUGCGCAGCAGAUCAGAGAAAAUGUGA